Sciurus carolinensis (gray squirrel) is the source of this 8918-nucleotide messenger RNA. RefSeq names its product B double prime 1, subunit of RNA polymerase III transcription initiation factor IIIB (gene Bdp1). Gene Ontology annotation, biological process: RNA polymerase III preinitiation complex assembly. The record is from RefSeq and is a predicted model, not a curated record. NCBI's taxonomy places the organism in Eukaryota, Metazoa, Chordata, Mammalia, Rodentia, Sciuridae. The transcript has 39 exons. Gene Ontology annotation, cellular component: transcription factor TFIIIB complex. Gene Ontology annotation, molecular function: TFIIIC-class transcription factor complex binding. The coding region runs from base 227 to 7798 and encodes 2523 amino acids.
GUGAGGAGGGAGAAACUUAGCUUUUAGUGUGGCAGGGUCAUGAAGAAGAGGCGGUGGUGGGAGAGAGGCGGUGGCGGCAGGGGCGCGAAACUGCGGUAGCCGCCCGCUGGGCUGGUGGUGCGGCUUUGUCGGGAGGGCGUAGGUCCUAGCCCCCUCUAGGGCAGCGGCCGGGGCUCGGGGCUUAGCGCGGCCGUGGAGCCGCCUCCCCGGGCCCCCUGCCUCCGCCAUGUUCCGCAGGGCACGCCUUAGCGUGAAGCCGAAUGUCAGGCCUGGUGUAGGCGCCAGGGGCUCCACUGCUCCCAAUCCCCAUCGCGGCCGGGAAUCUCCCAGGCCGCCCGAGCCUACGGCAGAGUCCGCUCCGAAGCCACUGGAGCACACAGAUGUGCCCGCGGUGGAUUCCGGGGGAGCGGAGCUCCAAGAAAAGGCUCCUAGGAGCAGUGAUGAGAAGAUUGCUAGUGAAAAUAAUGUUGAAGAGUCCAACAAAUUGUCCUCCACUGUUUCACAGAGAAGAAAGCGAAUAUCAAGUACUUCUAGUUUGGUUAAGCCUAGCAUCAGUCUUCCUUCACAGUCUCAUCCUUUAUCUAUAGUUAAUCAAGAUGCUCCACAGCCAAACCCUAUUCCAACGAAAGAGAAACAGCCAUGCUCAGACAGAUACCGAAUAUAUAAAGCCCAGAAACUGAGGGAAAUGUUAAAAGAAGAAUUGAGAAAAGAGAAGAAACAAUGGAAAAACAAAUAUGCUAUAAAUGAAAGUCAGAGGCCACCAGACCGUUCAAAAAUGACUAUGAGAGACUUCAUAUAUUACCUGCCAGAUAAUAAUCCAAUGACUUCUUCCCUAGAACAAGAAAAGAAAACUGAAAAAUCAUUGACUCCAGUCCAGUCAAGAGAUAGGCAGGAAAAUAAGAGCACUGUUGAUGUUGAAGAUAAUGAAGAAGUGGAAGAAGAGACAGAUGAUGGGCCAUUGCUGGUUCCUCGAGUAAAAGUGGCAGAAGAUGGUUCUAUUAUUUUGGAUGAAGAAAGUUUAACUGUAGAAGUUUUAAGGACAAAAGGCCCCUGUGUUGUUGAGGAAAAUGAUCCUAUAUUUGAGCGUGGUUCUACAACUACAUAUUCCAGCUUUAGGAAAAACUAUUACUCUAAGCCAUGGUCUAAUAAAGAAACAGAUAUGUUCUUUUUAGCUAUCAGCAUGGUAGGAACUGACUUUUCUAUGAUUGGACAACUCUUUCCUCACAGAGCAAGGAUAGAAAUUAAGAACAAAUUUAAACGGGAAGAAAAAACAAAUGGAUGGAGAAUAGACAAAGCAUUCCAGGAAAAGCGCCCUUUUGACUUCGAUUUUUUUGCUCAUUUGCUUCAGAAAGUUCUUGCUGAGGAAGAAAAAAGAAAACAAAAAUCUGUUAAAAGUCAGAGUUUAAAGGAGAAGAAACCCUCUAAACCACGGAAAAAUGUAAAAGUGAAAAAAGUUGCCAGCGAAGGGGUAAAUGAUGAUCCUGAUGAGUCUCUAAGUACUAAAAUUUCAGAUACUCAGGAAUAUGCUCAGAUGGUUGAAGAAGAGUCUUUGAUUUCACCAGAACAGGAUUUAGAACAAGUUGCAUUAGAACAAGACAGAAGUGAAAGGAAAAGGAGAAGGAAGAAUCAAGAUGAUGCUAAUGAACAGGAAGUCAAAAAUCUUUUAGGAAAUGCCAGUGUUCAGUCAGCCCCUUUUAAAGGAGAAAAACACAAGAAUACAAGUCUGUCUUCAAGACCUGAGGUAAAUGAAGGUGAAUGCAAUAUGGAACAGAAGCUUCUCUGUGCACAGAACAGAGAUGACAGUAUGAGUUUAGCCUCUGGUGAAAAAGUCGAGAAGAGAGCUGACCCUGUCCUUUCAGAAAGUAAUCAACAAGAUACCAUGCUUUUAGCAACUGAGUCUUCAGAACUAAGCACUUCAGAUUUUCUUCCAUCAGAAGUUGGAAUUAGAACAUCAUGUGAGGUGAAUAAUGCUGAGAGUAGUACAGGAGAAAGAAGUGUUGACCUGAACAAUAAAUCACUAUUAAAUAAUUUUUUUAGGGAGACCGAUCAAGUAGAAAAUGUAAAACCAAUUUUGAGAGGUCGACUCCAGAAACCUAAACCGAAUCUAUCAAGAGCAGUUGGGAAGAAAUCAGUUCUUUUACGAAACAAAACAGAUGCGGAGAGCAAGAAUUCAUGUUCAGAAACUUCAGUUGACAAGAAUCACAUGGAAAAAAAUAAAAUGAAUUCAGGUAACUCUUUUGAAAUGGAGAAUACAGAAAGAGAGAACCUUGAAGCUGAAACUAUGUCUAAUUUGAAUGAAAAAACUUGUCUGCAGAAAGAUAAUCAACCAAAGGCUUUUAGACCUUCACGACCAGUAAGGGGCCGAUUACCAAGGCCAAAGCCAAAUAUAGAGAAAACUGAAGAAAGAAAAGAAAUUCUUGAAUCACAGGAAAAAAUUGGGAUUGAUAUACAGAAUAAUGAAAAUGAAUCCUGUGUUGAUAGAGAUAUUCCUCAACAAAUGGAAGAUCAGUCAUGUAAAAAUUUCAGUAGGGAAGUGUCACAUGUCAUAUCUGAAAGAAAAGAUUCUUCUUUUCAAAAAGUACAGCCAGAUGAGCCCAAGACUCAUGAAUGUCCAAGCAUUCAAGAAGAUAAACAAGCAAAUGUCAUCAAGCAAGUCCCUGUUUCAAGGACUCGAUUUCAGAAACCAAAGCCAAAUACAGGAAGAAGAAGAGAGAUAUCCUCAAAGGAAGAAGUACCAGAGGAAAUACUUGCCUCUGGGGAAAUGACAGCAGCUUUGACAGAAAUUGUAAGACUAGAUGCCUUACCAAGGGAGAAGGUAUCAGUGACAACCACUACUGCUAAAGAAACGAAGUCAGAUUUAAAAGAAACUGGGAGAGACAUUUCUCUCAGUGAGAAGAUGCCGGAAAUGACUGACGUUACUUUGGAAAUGCAGACAGGUUUGAAAGCAAUUGAAAGAGAAAUUUCCCCAAGGGGGAUGAUAUCAGAAAUGACUGACAGCGCUGUGCAGAAGGAGACAGAUUUGAAAACGCCUGGAAGAGAGAGUUUCCCAAGGGAGAAGGUUCAGAAAUUAAUUGAUGCCAUUGAGGAAAUAGACAGAAAUUUGGAAGAAACUGGAAUAAGAGAAAUAUCCCCACAGGAAAAUGUCCAAGAGAUCAAGUCUAUUGGUGAGAUGGAGACAGAUUUGAAAGAAACUGAAAGAGAAAUGCCCACAAGAGACAGGACUCUACAAAAGAUUAAUGUCACUGAGGAAGGAGAGGCAGAUUUAGAAGAAACUGAAGGAAGAGAAAUAUCUGCAUUCAUAAUGGUUCCAGAGGAAGUCAAAACUAUAGAUGAAAUGAAAACAGAUCCGAAAGAAAUUAGAGGAGAAAUUUCUCAAAGGGAAAAGGUGCUAGUGAAGGUCAGUGCCCUAGGGGAAAGGGAGAUUGAUUUGAAAGAAACUGGAAGAGACAUUUCCCUAAUGGAGACCAUAUCAGGAGGGAUGACUGCCAUUGAGGGAAUGGAAGCAGAUUUGAAAGAUACGGGAAGAGAUAUUGCCCUGAUGGAGACCAUAUCAGAAAAGACGACUACUAUUGAGGGAAUAGAGGCAGAUUUGAAAGAUAUGGGAAGAGACAUUUCUCUGAUGGAGACCAUAUCAGAAAAGAUGACCGCUAUUGAGGGAAUAGAGGCAGAUUUGAAAGAUACUGGAAGAGACAUUGCCCUGAUGGAGACCAUAUCAGGGGAGAUGAUCACCACUGAGGGAAUGGAGGCAGAUUUGAAAGAUACUGGAAGAAAAAAUUCCUUGAAGAAGAGAGGAUCUGUAAAGAUUGGUGUUACUGAGGAAAUAGUGGCAGAUUUGGAAAAACCUGGAAAAAUAGAAGAUUCUCCAAGGGAAAAUGAAUCAGAGGAACCUGGUACUUCAGAGCAAACUGAAGCAAAUGUAAUGCAGAGCAAUAGUGUUGAAAUCACUAGCACACCUUCACUAGAUAUGAAAACUAUUAGCAGUGAAGUAUUAUCAGUGAUGCAUAUACCUACAGAAGAAAAUAGAAAUUCUGAAAAGGAGGUAUCCUGUCAUUUAAGUCAUUUGAAGAUUUCUUCACAGACUUCUGAACUUGGUGAAACAGAAGACCAGGGGAUAAGACCUCCAGAUGUUCCAGAGCAGUUUUCAGAUAUUAACUUAAGCAAAUCUCUUCCUCAAGAACAGAAGCCACGUGAAGAUAAACCAGCACCUUUUUUGAGAAGCAAAUUAAAAAGACCGAAACCAAAUUUAACAAGAGCAAUUUUAAAGAAAGAGACUACAGAAGCACAAAAAUAUGUACCUGGGAAGAAAUUGGAAACUGAUAAAGUAGAGACCAUUGUGAUACAGCAGGACAGUGAACAAGUUAGUACUUUCACUUCUCAACAUGAUGUGUCUUCUAUAAUAACAUCAGAAGAAAAAGAUAAAUCGAGUCACAAGGAAGAGGCUGUGACAUUACCAUGUAUACAGACUGAAAAGGACCCUUCUCCUUCAAAUUCUCAUGAACCUAAAGAGGAGUCUCAAUCAGCACAAACCCAGGAAAAUGAAUUAGUUGUUUCUACAGGGACUCCUGAGAUGAAGACUUUUCCACAAGAAGUGAAGGAAAGUGUUAUCCAGACUUCUGGACCAGUGAGGGGCCGACUUCAGAGACCUAAACCAAAUGUAAGAAAAGCGAGACCCAGGCAAAUAGUAGAAAAUGAUGAAGCCAAAGGCAUAAUUAAGGAGGAAAGAUCAAUACUACAAAAAAAUGAAAGUAGUAAGAAGUCCCUGACAGUGUCAAAUUCUCAAUUUGAAACUGAAAUUGAAGUACCCUCCAAAGUUUCAGAAUGCAGAAUAGAUGAAAAUCAAAGUCAUGUGGUUCUUGUAGAAAACCUUCAUAUUAAUGAAAGAAAUGUUUUAGAUGAAAAAAUGAGACAUGAAAAUAAACCAUAUGUUGCUAGUCCAGCACCAUUGAUAAGAAGGAAAUUCCAAAAGACUAAGCCAAAUUUGGGAAGGGUACACAGUAAGAAACAGGAACCAGGUAUAGAAAAAGGUACAUAUCAAAGUAGGACAAGCAAACAAGAAAACAAUUUGCAGCAGCGAGGAAAUUCUGACAUCUGUUUCUUUCCAAAAGAAAAAACAGAGAAUCUGUCAUCUAUGGAGGUUUCAGCAAGAAAAGAUUUUGUGGACUCUAGAGAAUCUAGUUUGGCCAAAAAAGAUGCUCAGUUAGAAGAAGUUGGACCUUCUGGAAGUGUUGGAGAGGAAAACGUAGGAACUAAUUCUGUGUGUUCAGUUGUUGAAGAGCGAUAUCUCAGUAAACUACCAAGCCGCCCACAAUUGUUAAAAGAAUCAAAUUCCUCUAAAAUUGCUCUGGAUCGAAGAACAACUAUCACUGCUACUGCUUCUGAGUGUGAGAUAGAUCAUAGUGAAAGGAGAAUACAUAGGAAGAUCAAACCAAAUGUCACCAAAGGGCGUGGAUCCAAACGAACUCGGGGUAAGACCUCUAAGAAGGAACCUAGAGCUUCCAAGUCAAUGCUGGUGACUCUUCGGGCUUCCCAGGAAGAAGAUGAAGAUGAUGAUGAUUUUGAAUCUGAUUAUGAAGAAGAAAAUUAUCAUCUUGCCCCAGAAGAAUUAAACAAAGCACCAGUGUUUGUACCCGUUGGUCUGAGAUCCCCUGAACCUGUUCCUGCUCAGAUUGAGGAAACAAUGGAAGAGCUUGAAAUAACUGAAAAUGUUGCAGAUAUAGGAUGUGUAACUGUUGUUGAACAUCACCUUUCAAACACAGAUGUAGCUACUCAGGAAGUAAAGGAAGAAAAAUAUUUGGAUUCAUCAUCAUUUGAAAUAACUGCAAGUGAACAGACCCAAGAUGAACCAGGUACCAAUGAUGGAAGCACUGAAGCUGCCAUAACCUUACUAACAAUGGGAGAUCUAGUAUUGCAGUCAGAAAUCAGUACUGAACAGGGUGAUGUAGGAGUAUGUGUAUUUCCUGAUGUUCAGUCAAAGGAUAAAAGUCAUAUUCCUUUCAACCCAGAUAAUGUAAAUCACAAAAUUGUUCAUGAAUAUCAGGAGCUUUCUUCACCAGUCAUUACUACAUCUCCUGCAUCAUUUGAAGAAAACAAGAUUGUAUUAGAGGAACAGAGUACUAGAGAAGUUGGUUUAAUGCAAGAAGUCAAGGAGAAUGCUACAUUGACCAGAAAUACAACUUCUAAAGUAACCAGUAGUUUGAGAAUGAGAAGCAGAUUUGUCAAACCAAAGCCAAAUCUUGAGAAGGUUUUACGAACCAAGAGGUUUCAUGCUUAUCAGAAAAAUCCCAGUUUUUGUGUUUUAAAAGGGGAAGAAGUAGAAAUUCAAAGAGAAACUGAGAAAAAUGCUUCCAAAGCAACAGAAUUGGAAGAGAAAAGCCUUGGGCAAGUUACAACAACAGAGAGUAAGGAGCAGAACAAAUUUUCAUGUGUACAUGGUAUCAAAGGGACCAGUAUUUCACAAGAAGCAAACUUAACAGAAAGAAAUGAAGAUCAAGAGGAGAGAUCUCAAGAGGUUCAGAUAGUGUCAGUUACUCCAAUUGUUUCCACUGAGCAAGGACCCUACUCAAUUGAUUUGGGUAGGGAUCUUGGUGAGAGUUCUGUUGAAGAGCCCCUGAGAAAGGACACUAAAGGAGACAGUGUGCUCACACUUCCUGUGCCAGAGUGUAUACCAACUAGUAUUCCAGAAGUCCAACAAGAGAAUGUAAUCAAUUCUGAAGACCUAACAGUGAAUCUGAUUGCUGAUGUACAUCAAGAUGAAGAGGAUGAAGAAGCAUUCAUUUUAACUCUGGUAGAAAUCCCAACCAAUGCUACAGAAGACUUUGCAGAUGCUACUUCUCAUUUAAUGCCAAACCCUUUACUACCAGCACCCAUAUUGGUAAAAUCUGUGAAUACUGAAGAAAUAGAUGAUAUGAGUAAGAGUUUACCACUAACUACAGUAAGAGUUGGUCAAGAUGCCAUGUGUUUAUCUAAUUCUGCAAGAGAUGAUUCUGAAGAGCCUCCUGCUAAUUUGGAUCUUAUAUCUAGGAAAAGAUUUCAUUGCAGACUUGAUGAAAGCAACCAUGUUCCUCCUGCCAAAAAAAUUUCACUCACUUCAAGAGAUGAUUGUCAACAGUAUACCUCUGAGGUGUGUUCAAAGAAAUUAAAUGUUUUUGAGGAAACAGGGGAGUCUUACAAGGGACGAGGUAUUUUCCCUACCUCAGGAUGUGCACAUGCAACUACAGAACCUCAAAAAGAGAAACUUGAAACAACUUUUCAGAAUAUAGGAUCUAGGACUGUUGAUAAAAUAAGAGAUACAUGUAUAGAAAAGAAUAUGCCUCAGGAUGAGAUGGUUGUAUCUGAUAAAGAAAAAAGAACAGAUUCUGCUUCUACAUCUGAACAAAUGGGUAGCAGAACAACAUCUUCAAAAACCUCACUGUCCAGACCUGGCAGAAGACCCCUGGGAUUUUUAUCUUUAAUAUGCUCAAAGAAUAAUUUGGAGUCUGAUGAACCUACUCACGUCCAUAGUAAGAAGCGCCUAAAACCUCUUAUACCUGUAUCAAGACGGAAUUUGAAGCGAUCUAAUCCACUUAAUGAAGACCAGAAAAAAAAUCAGGAGUCCUCUGAUCUGCUUCCAUCUCCAAGUGUUGUUAUUGAUACUCAGUCUGAGAAUAUUGGUAGUUCAUCAGCUCAGGUUUCUUGUGAUCAGCCCUUACUGAAAGAAGAACGGAAAACUGGCCAAAACCAGGCACGUGAACGGGAGCCAACCACAGUCUCUGAAUAUUUCUUCAGUGAUAUCUUCAUUGAAGUAGAUGAAACAGAAUGAAACCAUCUUUUGGGUUUUUUUCUUCUUCUUCCUCCACCCUUUUUUUUUGUUGUUGUUGUUUUUGUUUUUGUUUUUAAAGCAUUAGUAUUUCCAGAAUCAAUUACAUCAGCAAAGCAGCAUUUAGAAAAAAAGCAUCACUUUAUUUUUCUUUAGGUCAUUUGAACAUCUAAUACGUUUUUAUAAUCAGUGGAAGACAUUGCCGAAGUUCCUUUGAUUCUGAUUGAGUCAGCAUUUUGGAUAUACCAAACAAUUAAGACUGCUUUCUCAGAAAUAACUCUUGUUUACAUUUUGAUACUUCCUGUUCUGAGCACACAUGGACAUUGGAAAUAUUGUGGAUAAAUGUCUAUAUAAAUCAGUGCUGACAGUGGAGGUUGAUUGUAUUUAACAUUUAGUGAACUUCUUUUGUAAAGGUUUUUGUUUUUGUUUUCUUUUGGGGGGGAGGGAUGAUGAAGGCCCUUGCAGUUGCCUCUAAGUAUAUGAAAGCAAAUUGUGACUCUCCACUUGAGUAUGGUAAAGUUAAAAACUUUUCUAUUAUCAACUGUAUCUGACACACUCAAAAAUAUGUAUUUUUCUAAUUCAUGGUGAUGUACCAUUAGUCCUAAUUGAAGAACUAGUAUUUAAAUUUACUAUUUAUAAAGUUGAUACAUCAAAGAGCUUAUUUAUUUUUAAAAUUUUUAUUUAAAAGCAUACUCAGUUUUAAUUAUAUGUACCCUUCAGAUUGUGGGUAAAGAAGGCAUUAACAAAUUUAUGUUUGUCUCCUUUCCCUCUUUAUUUGUAAAGAUAUUUAAAAUGAUAUAACUAAAAAUAUUUGGGUAGUGUGUAUGGUUUAAAUGCUUUUUUUCCUCAUAGUUUAGUAUAUUGACUUUGUACUGUGAAUUUUUAUUUUUCUUAUUUCAUGGAUAAUCUCAGGAUUUUCAGGGAGAGAAAAAACUCAACUUCACUUAGGAGACAAAUUCUCACAUAAAAUUCAGUCUCCUGCGGGGGUGCUGUAGCGCAUACCUAUAAUCCCAGCAGCUGGGGAGGCUGAGGUAGGAGGAUUUCAAAUUCAAAGCCAGCCUCAGCAAUUUAGUGAGGCCCUGUCAAUUUUUUUAAAAAAAGGGCUAGGGAUGUAGCUCAGUGG